AACGUCUUCUGACGUUUGCACCAGAAUCCAGGAAGUGAGGAGUCGCUUGUUGUUUUUGCCGAUUGAUAGUCCUUUCACAUUUUAUUUGUUACUUUUCGCGGGCCAAAAAUGGCGACUUUUAUUUCUGUCCCGUUAAAGAAGUCGUCUGAAGUCGAACUAGUUAAACCGCUCUCGAAAUUCGUUACGGCGACAUACCCAACGGGCGAGGAUCAAGCUGAGUAUAUCCGAUCCGUGGAGGAGUUGAACAAGCUGCGCAAGAGUGCUCUGGGGAGGCCGCUCGACAAACACGAAAGCUCGCUGGAAAUCCUCCUGAGGUAUUAUGAUCAGCUGUGUGCCGUGGAGCCCAAGUUUCCCUUCUCUGAAAACCAGCUGUGUCUAACCUUCACAUGGAAAGAUGCCUUUGAUAAGGGCUCACUGUUCGGGGGCUCAGUCAAACUAGCACUGGCCAGUCUGGGCUAUGAGAAGACAUGUGUGUUGUUCAAUGGAGCAGCGUUGGCAAGUCAGAUCGCUUCAGAACAAAACCUGGACAGCGAUGAAGGACUGAAGGCCGCAGCCAAAUACUACCAGUUGGCGAGUGGAGCAUUUGGUCACAUUAAAGACACCGUGCUGUCAGCUCUGAACAGAGAACCUACUAUGGACAUCUCUCCUGAGACUGUAGGAACCCUCAGUCUCAUCAUGCUGGCUCAGGCACAGGAAGUCUUCUUUCUCAAGGCUACUUCAGAUAAGAUGAAGGACGCCAUCAUCGCUAAACUGGCCAAUCAGGCGGCAGAUUUCUACAGCGACGCCUUCAAGCAGUGUCAGUACAAAGAGAACCUGCCCAAGGAGGUGUUGCCGGUGCUUGCAGCUAAACACUGCAUCAUGCAGGCCAACGCUGAGCUACACCAGUCUAUCCUCGCCAAGCAGAAGAAACACUUUGGGGAGGAGAUCGCUCGCUUGCAGCAUGCUACAGAGCUGGUGAAGACGGUAGCGUCUCGCUAUGAUGAGUACGUCAGUGUGAAAGACCUUAGUGAUAAGAUCAGCCGUGCUCUGACCGCCGCUAAGAAGGACAAUGACUUCAUCUACCACGACCGUGUCCCCGAGGUCAAAGACCUGGAACACAUCGGCAAGGCAGCGCUGGUCAAGGCUACCACCAUCACACCUCCGCUCAGCGCCAAGUUCACUGACUUGUUUGAGAAGAUGGUGCCCAUGGCUGUGAAGCAGAGUAUGAGUGUACAGCAGAGGAAGGCUGAGAGACGUCACAGACUGGUAGAUAUGAGGGAAGCUACUAACUUCUGCAACGGAUGGAUUGUCCUGGCAUCUCUGAACCUGCCUGCGGCUCUGGAGGACCUGUCUGGAGAUUCUAUCCCACAAUCCAUUAUUGAAAAGGCCCAUGCCAUCGUCCAGCAGGGGGGGCUGCAGAGCAUAGAGCAACUGAUCAGAGACCUGCCGGAACUACUGACACGCAACAGAGAGAUCCUGGAUGAGUCUCUGAAGAUGCUGGAUGAUGAGGAGUCGACAGACAGCGAGCUGAGAUCCAAGUUCAGCCAACGCUGGAACAGAACUCCCUCUGGAGACCUCUACAAACCACUCAGAGCGGAGGGUGGUAACUUCCGUAGUGUGUUGGACAAGGCAGUGCAGGCUGACCAGGUGGUCAGGGAGCGUUAUAAUGCACACUGUGAGAUGAUCGCUCUCCUCUGUAAACCUCAGGCUGAACUCACCGCUGCCAUACCUUCAGCCAACCCUGCUAAGACAUUGCAGGGCAGCGAGGUUGUGAGUGUGUUGCGUUCCCAGCUGUCUCAGCUAGAGGAGGUGAAGAGAGAGAGGGAGGUGCUGGAGACGGAGAUUAAGGGUGUGACCUUUGACAUGUCCUCCAGCUUCCUGACGGCUCUGGCUCAGGACGGGGCCAUCAAUGAGGAGUCACUGUCAAUGAGCCAGCUGGACCAAUCAUACGGCAGCUACAGCCAGAGGGUUCAAGCCAGCCUCCGCUCUCAGGAAGAGCUGUUGGGCAACGUGCAGGCAUCUCACCAGGAGUUCUCCGGUCUGAAGCAGUCCAACUCGGAGGCUAAUGAUCGUGAGGAGGUGUUGAAGAAGCUGGCCUCGGCCCACGACAGCUACGUUGAGAUCACCAGCAACCUCAGAGAGGGCACCAAGUUCUACAAUGACCUCACAGAGAUCCUGCUGAAGUUCCAGAACAAGUGCAGUGACAUCGUCUUCGCCCGCAAGACAGAACGGGAUGAACUGCUGAAGGAUUUGCAGCAGAGCAUCGCCAGGGAGCCCAGUGCCCCGUCCUUCUCUGUCCCUGCCUACCAGACUAACCCCACCCCCACCGCCACUGGACCAACCCCCGCACCAAGGACUGUCUUCCAGCCUCAGCAGCCCCAGGCGAAGGCCCAGCCUCCCGAGCGGCCCCCUCCCCCUGCCUUCCCCAAGGUAGAGGAGGGUCAGGAGAGAGGAGCGAACGAAGAGACGGUAGACGGCGGGAGGGAAGAGAAGUAG
Messenger RNA from Salvelinus sp. IW2-2015, 2475 nucleotides. It is a transcript of the gene pdcd6ip, whose product is annotated as programmed cell death 6 interacting protein. NCBI's taxonomy places the organism in Eukaryota, Metazoa, Chordata, Actinopteri, Salmoniformes, Salmonidae. Gene Ontology annotation, biological process: multivesicular body sorting pathway; mitotic cytokinesis. The record is from RefSeq and is a predicted model, not a curated record. Gene Ontology annotation, molecular function: protein binding. Gene Ontology annotation, cellular component: endosome.